Gracilinanus agilis (Agile Gracile Mouse Opossum) is the source of this 2748-nucleotide messenger RNA. RefSeq names its product Mdm1 nuclear protein (gene SAXO6). The coding region runs from base 1 to 2211 and encodes 736 amino acids. Gene Ontology annotation, molecular function: microtubule binding. NCBI's taxonomy places the organism in Eukaryota, Metazoa, Chordata, Mammalia, Didelphimorphia, Didelphidae. Gene Ontology annotation, biological process: negative regulation of centriole replication. The transcript is spliced from 15 exons. The record is from RefSeq and is a predicted model, not a curated record.
AUGCCUGUCCGCUUCAAGGGUCUGAGUGAGUAUCAGAGAAACUUUCUGUGGAAAAAUUCACAUCUCUCUGAGUUCAGUAAUUCUCCAGAAAAGCAAAAAAGUCCAUGGGCUGGACUUCGAUCAGAUCAAAUAGGAAUCACAAAAGAACCAAGUUUUAUUUCAAAGAAAAGAGUUCCUUAUUAUGACCCAGAAAUUCACAAAUCUCUUGAAUGGAAGGCAGAAGAUGGCUCUGAGAAUGAGUUGGUUGAAUUACCAGAACCCAAAGUCCAAGAAGUGCCAAAAUCUCAGGAAACAAAAGAAAAAAUUGACCUGACUGAAGAAAGAAUUUUAACCCCUGAAGGCCCAAGAGUGCCCAAGAGGGUUCGAUCUCACUCUGCUGACUCUGGAGCUGAAGAAACCAUCCACCCAGUGGUAAAUAAUAAAGAAGUAAUUUCAGAUCCUACACAAUUAAAUAGGAAUACAGAAGCACAAAAGUCUACUCAAGAUCUUUUAGAAAAUGCCCAUAACCAGCCGUGGGACAGGAUUCUACGGAGGAAGGCAGGAUUGUCUGUUGCUGCUCCCCUAUAUCCUUCCCUCAGAAAUUCUGAAUAUCAAAGACAGUUUGUAUGGAAGACCCCAAAGGAGAACUCUCCACUUCUUGCAGCUGAUCAGAUUUUUUUUAGUAAAAAUAAAACUGUCCCACCAUUCAAAAUUGAUGCAACUAUCCCUGAAACAGAAUACAAGAGGAAUUUCAAAGGUUUGUCUCCAGAGAAAGAAAUAUUCAGACAUGAUUUGAAAGAGAAUGAAAAUCCCGAAAUUGAUUCCCCUGAGAAGAGUAGUAAAAAAGAAAAUUCAUCAAAACCGAGGGAAGCAGAAAUGGAACCAAAAGACAAAAUUUCUCCCCGUAAAUAUCAAAGGUUUGGGAAAACAAACACUGAAUAUAGAGCUAAAUUUUUGUCCCCAUCUCAGUAUUUAUACAGAGAUGGAGCUUGGAAACGGGUGAAGGAAAAUAUGCUGAAUCAGGGUUCUCAAAACACCCUAAAUUCCAUGUGGUAUGCUGAGGUUAAAGAACUUCGAGAGAAAGCUGAAUUUUAUAGAAAACGGGUGUAUGGGACACAUUUUUCCCGGGAUCAUCUGAACCAGAUUCUCUCUGAUAACAAUUGCUUAUGGGAUGUCUCUUCUGUGACCAGCUCAGAAGGAACUAUUAGUAACAACAUCAGAGCCCUGGAUCUUGCUGGAGUUCCUGCGAGUCACAAGGCAUCACAGGGCCAUGAUUCCAGAAAAAAAGCAGAAGAAAAGCCACCUCUGGCAACAGUAUGCCAGAAAGAUACUACAGAAAAAUUGGGUGUGUCUGAUGUUCCCACCCUUCCUGUUAGGAGAAAACUUGCUUGGGAUGAAGGCAGCACCAAUGAUCAAAUACAGAAUCAUAAAAUAAGAACGGAAGAAGAGAAAGGGGAAAAUGACAAGCAGCAUCAUCUGGAGGAGGGCAAGGAAGUAGUAGAACAUGAGAGCGACAUCAAGAGAGAUAGGAUCCAAGAAAGAGAGACUGCUUCCCUCCAGAGUGCUUCAGCAGAUAGGUCAGAUUCUUCUUCUGUGUCCUCAGGAAAAGGUGGCCGGCUCCCAACUCCAAAGCUAAAAGAACUUGGUGGAGCCCCAAGAACUCAUCAUGAUCUAACUACUCCAGCCGUUGGGGGUGCUGUUUUAGUGUCUCCAUCUAAAGUGAAGUCUUCAUUCCCAGAACAUAGGAAAAAAAAGGCCUCCUCAGAUAUCUUGGGAGAAAUUUCAAAAAAUGAAUCUCACAGGAAAGAACAUGCGGCUAGACCCUUACCAACUCCUCUGGCAGCUGGCCUGAAAACCAUGGAUCCGCUCCCUUUGAGGGAUGAGAUUGAAAUCAAUAUUUCCAAACCCGAGGGAGCCCGUCCAGGCCCCAAGUACCCUGAACAUUCCAUAACUGUCCCCAUGCACGGGACUAAGCCUCUUGGUGCGCCAUCUUACUGGAAUCCAUCUUGUCGCAUUCAGGGGUCACUCAGAAAUGCAGAGUUCCAGCAUAACGGAAAUCUUGUGAGCCCAAGAACAGGCUAUUCCCAUUUACCUCACCAAGAAGUCUAUAACGAUGAAGAUGAUGACAGAUUAUCCCAGAUCUCUGCGCGGUCUGCAGCCUCUAGUUUGAUGGCUUCACAAACUCUGGCACGUGCUCAGAAAAGGAAAGAGAAUUUUUGGGGCAAAAGAUAGUGCUCUUUAUGGCCAGCUCUUUCCAUUUUGUUCACUCUUGUGUGAUGAUUUUUUUUUUUUCAUUAUAUAUGGGAUUGAGGUUUUUAAAGUAUUUGAGAAUCUUAUAUUUUUGAGGGAAGAGAAGGUUGACUUUUUCUAAGGAUAUAAAUGAGUAACUAUUCUAAUAGUUAUUUUAAUUUUUUUCUUUAGGUAGACAAAUUGAAUUUUAAUUUUAAAUUAUUUCCCUGUUAGACUUAUGCGAAAAGGUAUGAUUGGAUUAGGCAGGCCUUCACAUGUUCUGAAGUCGCUGUUUGUCAUCCAGCAGAGUUGAUAGAAUUGAGAAUUACAGCUAUGUUACCAAGAGUAUUCUGAAAAGAUAAACUAUGUAGAAGCUAGGAACUAAGUUUGAAAUGGGUGAUUCUGUAGGACUGGUUACCUAUCUUCAUAAAUUAAAGAUAUUAUAAAUUGAAAUUGAAUUUUUGCCCACAAUAUUCACUUAUAGUUUUUUUAAUUAAAAAAAAUUUCCUUCAGAAUAGAGUUACUCUUUUAGUAUGAUUG